Spea bombifrons (plains spadefoot toad) is the source of this 1536-nucleotide messenger RNA. RefSeq names its product G protein-coupled receptor 132 (gene GPR132). Gene Ontology annotation, cellular component: membrane. Gene Ontology annotation, molecular function: G protein-coupled receptor activity; nucleic acid binding; methyltransferase activity. Bases 341 to 1375 code for a protein of 344 amino acids. The transcript has 2 exons. Gene Ontology annotation, biological process: negative regulation of G2/M transition of mitotic cell cycle; G1/S transition of mitotic cell cycle; methylation. Lineage: Eukaryota; Metazoa; Chordata; Amphibia; Anura; Pelobatidae. The record is from RefSeq and is a predicted model, not a curated record.
UACCUCUUAUUUCCUUCUAGUUUUUUUGUUGUUUUUUUUACAUUAUGUUUGGAUCUGACUGCAAAACCCCGGUGGAGGGUAAGAGGGGGUAACUAGAACAGUCUUUCAGCCUAGAAUUCACGAAAUGAGUAGAAAUGAAAGCACGGAAAACCAUUUCCCAUCGUUAGUGGUGCGACUACAAUAAGAGUGCUUUACUCAGUAGGCUUCCUGCUAAGCAGAUGUAUCGCUUACUUCGAGAGAAAAAGCUCUAGAAGUCUGAAAUUCUCCUUCGACAGAGUUCGCGAAUGAAUCACAAACUUACGCAAGACACCUACAUUUCUCGCGGAACAAAGAAAAAAACAUGGUCAAUAUAUCUGAACAAAUGGCCAUUUGCAACCCACCAUACAAUGAGAGCGAACAAGGCGUCAUAGCAAUGUACAGUGCCGUCCUUGUCAUUGGAUUGCCGGCGAACAUCUUGACAACGGUUUUAACGCUGAUACAGAUACGAAGAAAAAAUGUAUUGGCCGUCUUCCUCUUCAGUCUCUCUUUAAGUGAACUGAUGUACUUGGGGACGCUACCUUUAUGGAUCCUCUAUGUAAAAAAUGGCCACAAGUGGAUAUGGGGCCCGAUGGCAUGCAAGUUUACUGGGUAUAUAUUUUUCAACAAUAUAUACAUUAGUAUCUUUCUACUGUGUUGCAUUUCCAUCGAUCGCUUCUUAGCGGUGGAAUACUCUUUGGAAUCCAGAGGAGUCAGACGACAACGGGUUGCCAUUAUCACCACUUUUGUUCUGUGCAUGCUGGUGGCCUUAACCCACUCUACGACGUUCUUCAUCAGUGAUGGUGAUCCAGAGAAGGGACAAGCCACUUGUUUUGAGACUUUACCAAUGGCCCCCUUGAUAGCUAAUUUCUAUUACGCUAGAUUUGUUAUUGGCUUCCUGAUUCCUUUACUAAUCCUUAUUUAUACCAACUACACCAUAAAGCAGAGAAUUGAAGCAAGUAGUAGCUUCACCGAGCACCAAAAAACAAAAGUAAAGUGCUUGGCCGUGACCAUAAUAAUUAUUUUUAUGAUUUGUUUUGCACCAUACCACAUUGUCCUGCUUCUCCGGGCUAUCGUCCAUUCCUUAAACCCAACCGAUUCCUGCGGUUUUGAAGAAAAGGUGUAUACCACUUACUCGGCACUUCUCUGCUUGUUAACAAUGAACAGCGUGGCCGAUCCUUUUAUCUAUGUCCUAGUGAGUGAAAAUGUGAGGAAGGACCUCUACAGAGCGGUCAGAAGUUGGAGAGGAACGCUUUCUGUGAAUACCAGAAGUGACAAAAGUCUGCAGCCCAACAUUCCGAAUUCUAGAGAACAGCAGGUUGAGAAGGAAACUUCCUCACAGAUCACACACCUAUCAUAACUGGUGGUCCCGUGGUUCUAGCUAUUAUACAUAUGUUGUUUUGAUAAUGGGAAUUAUUAGCAGGACCUAGGAACCUAUAGGCAUACCUGGGAACUUCCCAGGACAGGCCACCGAGAACUCUCGCUCCUCUGUGGCUUCAUGUGGAGAUGAGACAAGCCACU